AUGGCACAGAAGGUUGUACAUGUCCUGUUGCUCGUGGGCUUCAGGAGUUUCUGCGCAGCAGCCGCUCCAGACAACGGGGUUGAGCGAACAAAGCUCUUCGGCAACAUCAACGCAUAUGCAUACUUUUUCGCAGAAUUGCUUGUGGGAACGCCACCUCAAUCAGCAUCAGUCAUAGUUGACACCGGUAGUGCACUCUGUGGUUUCCCAUGUGCCGGCUGUAGCCACUGUGGAAAUCAUCUCGAUCCCCCUUUUGACAUAGAGGCCUCAAACACAUCCAGAACGUUGCCAUGUGGUCCAGACUGCAAUCGUUGUGAUGCAGCUCGGUGCGGGUACUUGCAAUCCUACUCUGAAGGAAGCAGUAUUUCUGGCAUCUGGUUCCGUGACCUCGUGAUGCUCAACGGUGAUCGUCUUUCCUCGGUCGCUAUGGACUUCCGGCGCAGGCAGAAUCUCCAUGUGGUCUUGUUCGGCCUGGCAGGUUUGGUUUGCUUGCCACUGGGCUUCGUUGGGCCUGUAGCAAGAUCUCCUACAGGGACGCCUGGGCGGAAAUUGCGGCGCAUCUCUGUAUCGGCUAUAACCCUCUCGCGCAUACCUACAGGUGAAGGUCUGAUGCAGAAAAUAGAUAAGGAGACGCUUCAGCGGUUAGAAGAGGCCGAUCUCGAGGUUGGCAUGCCCGAUAUGAGUGACCUGGAAGAGAUGACUUCUUUGAUGGUCGACUCUUUCGAUCGCACGCUAGCCAAGAAGCGCUGGGAUGAGUCUAACCCCUUCGCAGAGUAUGCUAACGCCUUCAUUGAUGCCGACGAGACCGACAAGAUUGCCAAGGGGAUGCAGAUGCGACUUGACGUAUCCCUGCAAUAUCAAAACCUUCGCCGUCCGGUUAAGCAGGACGAGAGCAUGGCACUGGUGGCCCGAGCAAAGCAGGGCCCCUUGGUUGCUUAUGUGGAGCUUUGUGUCCUUGCAAACGAUGGCCGUCGACCUGAAGAUGAUGAUGAGAGCCUCCCUGAGGGAGUCACCAAGCAACCAUACUUGAGCAACCUUUGUGUUGCUCCUCCCUUCCGACGGUCAGGUAUUGGAAAAGCAUUGCUCAGAGUGGCGGAGGAUGUGGUCAGGUACAUUUGGAAAGACAGCAAGAUGUACUUGCACAUUGACGAGUACAAGCCUGCUAGGUUGCUCUAUGAAUCGGUGGGAUAUGCUGCAGUCAGCGACACUGACGCUGAAGGUGUGACUCACAUGAUGAAGGAGCUUCCUCCAAUCGAAGAAGAAGUUGAUGAUGACGAGGGUGAGGACUACUUUGUGUCUCAGGAAGACCUUGCCAACAUGAAGGCUAUUGAGGGGGGCAGUGAAAGGUUGGCACUAGGAGCAGGCAAGGAUGCAUAA
Symbiodinium sp. CCMP2456 is the source of this 1374-nucleotide messenger RNA. NCBI's taxonomy places the organism in Eukaryota, Dinophyceae, Suessiales, Symbiodiniaceae. The record is from the annotation of a GenBank genome assembly.